Molecule: messenger RNA, 1355 nt
Organism: Erigeron canadensis
Lineage: Eukaryota; Viridiplantae; Streptophyta; Magnoliopsida; Asterales; Asteraceae
Product: peroxidase 12-like
Exons: 3
Coding region: 48-1124 (358 amino acids)
Biological process (GO): response to oxidative stress; hydrogen peroxide catabolic process
Molecular function (GO): peroxidase activity; heme binding
Source: RefSeq, a predicted model, not a curated record
UAUAACUUCUUAAUUAGUUCUUACACAACAAAUAAAACAGUAGUCAUAUGGCUAUAACCUUCUUCAAAGCUUCAUGCAUACCAUCAUUCAUUUUUGUACUAUUAUUUUUAUUAUGUAAUCCGAGUGUUUCGAAUGCUCAAACACCACCUCCGUUGGCACCAGGACUGUCGUAUACGUUCCACCAGGACGAUUGUCCUCAGCUCGAGUCCAUUGUACGAUCACAACUCGAGACAGAAAUUGCUGCUGAUGUUGGUCAAGCUGCCGGUUUGCUUCGAGUUCACUUCCAUGACUGCUUUGUUCUUGGUUGUGAUGGUUCGGUUUUGCUUAAUGGUUCUGCUAGUGGACCAGGCGAGCAACUUGCACCUCCAAACUUGACCUUGCGACCACGAGCUUUCAUCAUCAUUGAAAAUAUUCGUAGCCUUGUCCACGAAGCUUGUGGCCCUAUAGUCUCUUGUUCAGAUAUCACUGCCCUCGCCGCUCGUGACUCCAUAGUCCUGUCCGGGGGCCCAAACUACUCUGUACCUUUGGGAAGGCGAGAUGGAAUUGAAUUUGCUACAGAAACGGUAACGUUAGCCAACCUUCCUCCAUUCAACGCAACCGCUGCUAACCUUACAAUAUCCCUUGGAGCAAAAGGGUUCGACGUCACAGACGUUGUCGCACUUUCUGGCGCGCAUACCAUUGGAAGGGCUAACUGUGGCUCAUUUGAACAACGACUAAUCCCAACACGAGAUCCAACCAUGAAUCAAGCCUUUUACAACAACUUAAUUCAAACAUGUCCAGUGGUAAAUACCACCAACACCACUUUAAUGGACAUUCGGUCUCCAAAUGUCUUUGACAAUAGAUACUAUGUUAACCUUAUGAAUCGACAAGGCCUUUUUACCUCGGACCAGGACUUGUACGAGGAUAGGAGUACACGGGACAUUGUUACAAACUUUGCCGUGAACCAAACGUUGUUCUUUGAAAGCUUUGUGACCGCAAUGAUAAAAAUGUGUCAGUUGAACGUUACGACAGGUGAUCAAGGGGAAAUUCGUAGAAAUUGCUCAAGAACCAACGCCGGAAAUUUUGUUACAUUACCCGGCAUGGAUGAGAAGGAUAAUGACAACAAAAAGAUUGCGUCAUAUUAGGGAUCAAUGGAUUAUCGAUCCCGCGUAUACAAAACUCGAUCGUUUGAUAAUAAGAAGAAACAUCUCUUCAACAUACGUAGUACUAUUACAGUGAUAUAUUGUGUCUAUGUUUUUUUUUGUUAUGAAUAUUUCGUUUCCAUUCCUGUAUUUUAUGUAAAAACUAUCGGCUAGUUUGAGCCCAUCUCAUGUCGCCGUAUAUGACCAUUUAUGUGAGCCUUGUUUUUUUUUUUA